Molecule: messenger RNA, 3067 nt
Organism: Thunnus maccoyii (southern bluefin tuna)
Lineage: Eukaryota; Metazoa; Chordata; Actinopteri; Scombriformes; Scombridae
Gene: ghrb
Product: growth hormone receptor b
Exons: 9
Coding region: 307-2085 (592 amino acids)
Biological process (GO): cytokine-mediated signaling pathway
Cellular component (GO): external side of plasma membrane
Molecular function (GO): cytokine receptor activity; protein binding
Source: RefSeq, a predicted model, not a curated record
CACCGCCAGAUGGCCUCCAGCUCUCUGCCGCAGAAACAACAGCUGUGCUGCUUCUCCAAACCAAACAACCACACACCGUCAGCCUGUCAGCCGGAGUCACCAACUCGCAUGGAUAUCUGUUCAACGCGCUCCCGGCUGGAGAUUAGAGGGUUUCCGCGGUCUGUUUGGAGGAACGGUUGGCUUUUUGUGUGAAUGUGAGUUUACAGUAGUCGCUCUUGAAUAAAGGAAACCUGUGAAACCUUUAGGACUGCUGUCCACUUCACCACAGCGCUGGGUGGACUGCACUGAGAAACUACCAUUCCCCACAUGUUCCCUCCACAGUUCGACAGCAUGGCUGCAGCUCUCACCAUGUUCCUCUUCUUCUUUCACAUCUUCACUGCUUCAGCACUGCAGUCAUCUUCUGAGCAAGUCCCACACCUCACUGGCUGUGUGUCCACCAACAUGGAGACUUUCCACUGCAGAUGGAAUGUCGGCACUUUCCAGAAACUCUCUGAGCCGGGAGAUCUCCGUUUAUUCUACCUUAACAAAAAACCCCCCCCUGCCUCUCCUAAAGAGUGGAGUGAGUGUCCUCACUACAGCACAGACAGGCCAAACGAGUGCUUCUUCAAUGAAACCUACACAUCCGUCUGGACAUAUUACAGUGUCCAGCUCCGCUCAAGGGAUCAAGCCACCCUGUAUGACGAGAUCGUUUUCCUCCUCCAAGACAUUGUGCAACCGGAUCCACCAGUCAGCCUGAACUGGACACUGCUGAAUGCAAGUGUGACCAGCACGUUUUACGACGUAAUGCUGAGCUGGAAGCCACCUCAGUCUGCAGACGUGGCGAUGGGAUGGAUGACGCUGCAGUAUGAGGUCCAGUACCGAAGAGUUGACUCUGACCGCUGGGAAGUGGUCGACCUUGUGAAAAGCACAGAGUGCUCCCUGUAUGGGCUUCAAACUAAUGUGGAUCAUGAGGUUCGGGUACGGUGCAAAAUGCAUGGUGGGAAAAAGUUUGGAGAAUUCAGCGACUCUGUAUUGGUCCACAUCCACUCUAAAGUGUCGAGAUUCCCUGUGGCGGCUUUGCUUAUCUUCGGUGCCUUGUGUUUAGUGGCUAUCCUGAUGUUGGUUGUCAUAUCGCAGCAGGAAAAGUUGAUGGUUAUUCUUUUGCCUCCUGUUCCUGGACCUAAAAUAAAAGGAAUUGACCCUGAACUACUCAAGAAAGGGAAGCUGAAGGAGUUGGUAUCCAUCCUGGGUGGCCCCCCUGAUCUGAGGCCGGAGCUGUACAACAGCGACCCAUGGGUGGAAUUCAUUGAUCUGGACAUUGAGGAGCAGAAUGACAGACUGACAGACCUGGACACGGACUGUCUCAUGGACCGCUCCUUAUCGUCCAACUGCUCUCCCCUCUCCAUUGGCUUCAGAGACGAUGACUCGGGCCGCGCCAGCUGCUGCGACCCAGAUCUACCCAGCGACCCGGAAGCGUCACCUUUCCAUCCUCUCAUCCGAAAUGAAAUCGUCAGUAAGGAACCAUCAGGCCCAGCAUCUUCUGAGCCAAACUCCCCGAUCCAAAGCCCUACCACUGGGGAGUCUCCUUUAGUAGCCCCGGGCAGAGAGGUGUUGUACACCCAGGUGAGCGAGGUGAGGUCAUCUGGAAAGGUGCUGCUGUCACCUGAGGAACAGACUGAGGUGGAGAAAACCAUUAACAAAGACACAGAGAAAGACAUCAUAGAAGAGAAGGAGAAAGAAAAGAUUCAGCUCCUGGUAGUGAAUGCAGAACACGGAGGUUACACCUCAGAGCUCAACGCAGGGAAAAUCAGCCCAGGGUUGUCCAUAGGGGACAUGGGAGAACCUUGUCAGACAGGAGGAAACUCAAGUCCUGUUCAGUCCCCGUCAUCUGGGGACUACCAGAGGCCUUACCAUGAAUCAGAUAGCAACCCCAUAUCCCCUCUUCCUCCUGCUCCUGUCUACACUGUUGUAGAGGGUGUUGACAGGCAGAACAGCCUCUUACUGACACCAAACUCAGCACCUGCCCCCCAGCUGAUAAUCCCAAAAACCAUGCCAACACCAGACGGCUACCUGCCCCCUGACCUUUUGGGAAGCAUCACACCGUAGAUCAGCGGUGAAAAGUGCAAAGUGUAAGACUAUUUAAUUGAAGGCAGAGAUAAGCUUGGGAACAGUCUUUAAGAUUGACUGUUGGCAAGGUUUAGUAUUGAAUGUCAGCUAAAAUAGUUGGGGGUGGGGUGGGGGGAAUCUGUGCCUGUCCUGCCACUACCUCUACCUCCUCUGACCUCCACUGCACUCUCUGACAAAGCUGUAAAGUCAACAUGGUUUGAAGUGUGAUUGAAUAAACAAAAGAAUGUGUUUUACUGCAGUUGUUUAAAGGGAACCGCUCAAAGGGAAAUAAAACAAUCUGGGCUUGGAAAUUGCCUCAAUAAUUCAACACUCUGAUACCUAAAUACCAAGUAUUCAAAAUAACUAUCUUUGUUCAAGUUGCAUUAAUCAUGUUUUGGCCACUGGGGGGCAGAAUAACCCACAAACAAGCUGACAGACACAGCCCUAAAACAUAAAUGCCUUAUAAAGCUGUUGCAAACAGUUGUCUGUUUACUCAUCAAGCAGACAAAAAGCUACAUGAUCAUUCAUUUGGAGUCUUCUUUCUGUCCAAUUGAUGAAUGUUAGUUCACUUUAACUGUCCAUCAUAUCCUGACAAAAAUAUCCGGCUCUUUAGCUGCUAGAUGCUCCACUUUUUUCACCAGCUAGUCCUUAAUUUUGUCUCUCUACUAUUUGGUGCUAUGAACUAAAAGAAGCUAAGAAGCUCUGUAGAGCUGCAGAGUCAGUGAUUAUUUCCUGUGGUUUUAUCUCUUGAGUAACACCUUUUACAGUAGAGGUAGUCAUUUCAUUAAGUGUUAAUAUAAAAAUGUCUAUUAAUGCAUGCACUAUUAAUGUUUUUAUUUUUUACUUAGUUUCUGGUCAACAGUGCAUUUAAUGCAAAUUUAAAGUUUGUGGUACACGGUCAACAAUAUUGAAUUUGUACAGUUACUGCAUUUUGACUGCAAGUGCUACAGUAGUUAUAAAUAAACAACUUUCCUACUUUUGC